GACUGGUCCAUUAGUGGUGUUGUUGGUAAUGGUGACGGUAGUGAUGGUGACGGUGAUGAUGGUGACACGCACACACGGCUCACUAUCCUGUCUGCUUGCUGCGCCUAUAGUGUUGGUAUUAAGCGACUGAAAGUGAUUUUACACAUUGAAAAAAAAAGCAGUAGUGAACACCAGACCUUCGAGUGUGGAUCCGUGACUGACUGGGAAAGUGACUGACGUCUGACAGUUACGUCUAACCGAAAAACCUACUAACAAGCACAACAGUGAACAAGCAACAUGGGGAAAAGAAACUUACUCAACCUCUUGUGUGUAUUUUCGGUCGUGGUAAGAGGAUGGGCAGCUCCCUCAGAGUUAUGCCCACGGGAGUGUACAUGUGAGGACGCGCCCCUCAAGGAUGCCUCCUUCGUACUUACUUGGAUGACGUCGUGGGGUGAGGAUGACCUGCCCGAGGUGCAUCCUAAUGAGGUGAUAGAGGCGGGAGACAUGGUGACGUCAACGACCGCGGGGGAGGCGGGAGUGGACGUGAACAUGGUGGGUUUACACGUCACCUGCGCCCUCAUGCCGGAGACCAACCUCACCACCCUCUUCCACGCCAUCCCUGCUAGAGCCAUGGUACUGACGGUACUACAAGCCACAGGAAGUGACCUUGUAGUGGUUGAGGCAGGACAACUUACACCCCUGAAGGAACUUAAGGCAUUACAUCUGCAGGGGUAUGCGAGACACCAUGCUUCACAGGUCUCUGGCUACUUCUCAAACCGUGUGAGGCAGAUGGUGCAACAUAAGGAGGAAGUUAAAAAGAUGGAGGAGGAGGAUGACCAGGAUCUGCUCUUGGCGAUAUCCGAAGAUGCUCUGAUGCCUCUGACCAACCUACAGCUGCUAGACUUACAGUACGUGCGUCUGGUAGCUGCCAUGGAAGGAGGCCGUCUUCGACGACAGACGGACCCACUGUCCACCACCACUCUCCUCGACAUGCCUCUGCCUUACUUCCUCUCUCUUUCUGAUCAGAUACAAGAUCUGGACCUUCCCCCAGAGCUUCUGUCCAAGCUUCCUCCCUCACCCCCGGCUGAACAGGCCUACCAGGAGUUCGAGUUUGUGAUGCUGGACGAUGAUGAGGACAAUGUAGUGCCCUACGAAGUCUUCAAGUCCGAGACUGAUAUUGUACUGGCGCCUUUCAUGGCACAGACGCAGCUUCGGUACUUGCGUGUGGCUCAUGCCAAGCUAGACUGUGUUGGUCCUGAGCUGCUGACGGGGCUGAGCAACUUGCACACUCUGACGCUAGAGCAUAACAAGAUCAAGAUCCUGCCUCCUGCCAUGUUCACUCCUUCUGCUCACAUCCGCCAUCUUUCCCUCGCCCACAACAACAUUCUUGCUCUCGAAGGUGAUAGUUUCACUGGCCUCGAGAAAUUGCUCACUCUCGAUUUGGACUAUAACAAACUAGACAGUCUUGGCCCUGCUAGUUUCCCGCGCCUUCCCUGCCUGGCCACCUUGCGGCUCCUCGGUAAUCCCCUCACCCACAUCUUCCCCUUUACUUUCGCCAAUGUCAACGCCACAGAAAAUCUUCUUCUUGGCUCCAGUCAGGUUUCUGCAGAGAUCCACAUUGACACCUUCAAACAGCUCGGAUCACUGACUGUGCUUCAACUCGAGAACACUACGUUGCUGUCCCUGAGCCGAGCACUGCUGGAGGGGAUGCCAGAUUUGAAGGAACUCACCAUCCAUGGCCACAUUCCCUCGAUCGACUUUGACGCAUUCACAGCAACUCCUAACCUGGAAUCCUUGACGCUCAGUAACUGUCACUUAGCUAGACUCUCCCUCGAUGCCUUCUUCGGCCUCAAGAGUCUCCGCUUCCUGGACUUGAGUCACAAUGGGUUGAUGGAGCUCUCGCCUGGCACCUUCGAUCACCUUUCCAGCCUCCGGGAACUAUACCUUCACCACAACAACCUGACAACACUGCCUCCAGGGAUCUUCCUGCCACUCCCGGCAAAGCUGGUGCAGCUGCAAGAGAACCCGUGGCACUGUACCUGUGAUUUACUGCAGCUGCGGCCUGCCGUCACUAAUAAGGUCCGGCAGACGGGGUACACAACAUGCCGGUGGGAAGAGAAACAAGGUACAGUGUGCACGAACAACAGCCCCAUCCGUCUGAGGUUCGACUCGAGGGUAGCGCCGCUGUGUGCUACUCCUCUCCACCACUCCCGCCAAGAUGUCCACCAUGUCACCAGCCGCCGCCUCAAGUGCCCCAAGCAUCUGUGGAACCCGAGACCAGCGCCCUUCCGCGACACUCUCCGUGACACUCUCCGCCGUCUUGAUGACCUCAACGUCAACAGCCUCAAUGAAAGGAAGGCGGAAGUUCCACUGGCAGAAGAUGAACCUACAUGGCUUCCUCUCACUGCUUUUUCCUCCCCACCUCAUGACAUGAAAGAUUUACUAGAGAUUGCAGAAUCGGAGAUGCCCGAAGAGGCUUUUGCUCCACUGACCGAUGAGUAUUAUGAGGGUACUGAAGGGGUGAAGGAAGACGUUGGGGAAGAAAAACACGAGGAGGAAGACAACUUGUUGAUAGUACAGCUCACACCAGAUCAAGCUGCUCUCUCUCCUGGGUUCUCCGAGAACAACACGACGACGACCCCACUAAACAGCUAUCGGCUCGAGAAACAAAAGUUGAAGGCCAAGCUUAAAGCAGACAGAGAAAGACGUCUAAGAGCUCGACAAGCCAUGAAGCAACAGCAAAAACUCAAAUUAUUGGCAGAGAAACGAAAGAUCAAAGCCCAGAUGGAGGCUGAGCAGCGGCGGGAUCAACAUAGGAAGGAGGCGGAGAUGAGGGAGAUAAUGAAAGAGGAACUACUGAAGCAGAGGAUGACGGCCAGGCAAAGCACCCUCCUGUCCUAGCUCACCACCUCCCUCACCCUCCACAAACGAUGCACCAGCUUCUCUAAAUGUUUAUAUAGAGUUAACAUUUAGGAUAUCGGAUUAAAUUUAAGGUAUAUAAAUCAACUUUUAAAGUAUAUUUUUAUAGGCCAUCCAUUACGGUGGCGACAGUUUUAUGAAGGUUAAACAAUUUUUAAAGAUAUUUAACUGAGGGCCCCACCACUCAUUAUUCUUCCACUUCACCUCUCUUCUCUGUGUAUUUACCUUCAUCUACCCUCUCCUUCGGCCCUUCACUUCUGUCUUCUUGACCCUUGUGACCUCCCUCAUCCUCCAUUCGUUGUGCCAUACAUUUCACAUCCAUCAAUCAAAGUGUUAAGCGCUUUUCCUCAUAUCUGAGGGUUGGCGACUACUGUCCCCCAAUCGAAACGUUUUCGGACUGUUUUACCAAUUCACCCAGAUUUUGCAUCUCUCUGGGGACACAGCUCUUAGUCUAAUUCAUUCAUCCCAAUCCCUGCCUUCCGCUGGCCCUCCUUCCCUAAAGUCUGCACAUCAAUAUCUCUUUAAUUAUCCCUUCACCCCUAAUUAUCUUGCCAAAGUAUCUCGUUUGUCUUUCGAGUAUCUAUCAUGAUGUUUGUGCCAAUCUUUGUGUUUUAUCAUUUAUUUUCUUAUCAGUAUAACUUAUUUUUAACAUUCUCCUGUAGCUCCAUGUUUCCUAUCUGCUGAAGGUUCCUACUCUUCUGACCCAUACAACAGGACCGACCAUACAUAGCUUUUUAGCAGCCCUUUUUUUUUCUAAUUUAAAUUAUUUUAUCUUUUAUAUUUAUAUUUUAUUUUAUUAAAUGCUGUUUCUGCUUAACCUAUUCUAUUUUAAUUUUUUGCACAUCUAUCAUCAUAACAUUACAGUACUUCCUAAAUACAGAACACAAAAUUUUA
This is a messenger RNA of Homarus americanus (American lobster), 3792 nucleotides long. RefSeq lists its product as uncharacterized. Bases 277 to 2880 code for a protein of 867 amino acids. Gene Ontology annotation, molecular function: protein binding. Gene Ontology annotation, cellular component: plasma membrane. The record is from RefSeq and is a predicted model, not a curated record. The transcript has 6 exons. Lineage: Eukaryota; Metazoa; Arthropoda; Malacostraca; Decapoda; Nephropidae.